GAAUUAUCCAUGUAUACAUCAGUAUCUUUGCGAGAAGUAUAUACCUCAUAUACAUCAUCCAACAAUUCAUUCCUCUCUUGACGAGACGAAGUAGAAACAUCACUCAACAUGAAGUCGGAAAGGCAGUGACGGGUUACAUCUUACGGAACCCAACAUCCUGUCCAACCUUGCCAAAAAAUAAGAACUUGAAGUCGCACAAUUGAAGGUAAAAUCGCCAACAUCGAUUGGAAUGCGUGGGGAUGAAGUCUUAAUGUGACGAGUUCGUGAUUUCCACUCUUCAAGUGAUUUACUGAAAUAUUUGCUUUAUCUAGUCUACGGAGGCGAUAAUCGGUAUCUCCACCAGGGUUGUUCUUCCUCUGGAUGUCGUCAUCGUUCAGCGACUCAACCACAAAGAUUGGUAUCAUCUGAGACAUGUCCUGGUGUUGCACAUCUAAGAAGGAGUAGGUCUACGUGAGGGACGAGUAGAAGUUCAAGAACAUUCGUCAAGAAGAAAAAGAAGAGUGACGUGUAAAAAGAUAUCAAGACGAGUUUUGAUGAUGAUUGAACGCACCAUGAUUAAACAUUGUCUUCUCUUAGUAUGUCUGUUUAUUGGUCAUCGAGAUGUCCUCGGACAAAGAGAUUGUCGACAAAUUCGGCGACGAUGCCCGCACGGUAGUCGGCGAGGCCCCGUUUGUGACACGUACGGUCGAACAUGGAACAGUCGUUGCGCCAUCUUGCGGGCACAAUGCAACGAUCCGUACCUCUACGUACAGUUUGCCUAUGCGGGAAACUGUGUGGAUCAACAAAUGAGACAGAGGCAGACGAACUACCCAGAUUCCUUUGCUUCAGCGACGCAUAGCAGCGAGGAGAUGAGUGCCGAGGUAAUAUUACCUACACAACCAUCAAUACGAGGGACUACAAUCAUGACAAUAGCACCAACUAAUCAUGCUAAUAAUCCUACCCUCGCACCCGAUGGGGUCAUGCCUUACCCGUGCCCCCUCCUGUGUGCUCCGAGCACCGACCAGGUCUGCGGCAGCGACGGCUUUACCUACGACUCCGUGUGCCAUAUGAGGUUGGAGGCGUGCCGAACCCGUGAUCGAUCCCUGGUCGUCAACUACAGAGGACCUUGCCAAUGCCCCGAGGCGUGCCCGAUGGUCUAUGAGCCAGUGUGUGCCAUGAGCACAAGACCAGGCUUCCCGAAUCAAAGGACUUUCACGUCCCAAUGCGAGAUGCAAAAGGACGCCUGUCGACAUAGCGAUAAGUCGAUGACGAUGUCUUAUCGAGGAGAAUGCGUCGCCGACUUGCAAGGACAGUGUAACUUCCCUUGUGACCCGCUCUACGAACCUGUGUGCAGCACCAAGAAUGUGACAUAUCGAAGUCAAUGUGAACUGAACCGUCAUAAAUGUAUUACCCAGGAUACGACAACAGAUGUGGCUUACAUAGGGGCAUGUCCACAUGCGCCUAUAAGAUGUCCGAACCUAUGUAAACCAUCUCGAGAUCCUCACUGUGGCAGUGAUGGGGUCACGUAUCCUUCGUUGUGUGAGUACGGGGUAGCUGCUUGUAAAGACCCCACCCUGCGGCUCAGAUACAAAGGACCCUGUGUACCUGGCACUGCAGACCCCUGUUCUCGAAUAUGUGAUAGUUUUGAAGACCCUGUAUGCGGUACGGAUGGACAGACUUACUGGAAUCCGUGUCUUCUCCAGCUAGCCUACUGCAAUAAUCCAACAAUCACGUUAGCCUACCGUGGGAUAUGUAUGGGUUCUACCAGGAGUAAUCGAGCCCGCAAUGGUCAUGUAAAACCAUACUACACAGCUUAUGGGUCCAAGAAUCCAUAUAUCGGAUUCCCAUGAAAAGAGACUCGUCUCCAUGAUGCCUUUGACCUCCUUGGGUAUUUUCUCCAGAAUAUUCUUCCGUUCUUUUAGUUUUACUACACAGGGGCCUUGAAAUGCUUUUGAAAUUUAAGAUCUAAGAAUGGUGUUAAUUCAUAUUUAAUUGUGUUGUUGUAAGAACUUUCUUCUAUUUAUUUCAUUAUGGUUUAUAACUUCGUGAAUAUGGGCUAUAUACUUUCAUCAAAUUAUGGUGGAAAUUUCAGGCCCAAGGUAUAUUGUUUGAAUUAAACAAGUUUGGGCUGACCCAGAUGUGGAGGGCUGAACCCUAAACACGCACAUAAUCACAAUUAGAUGGUCAUGAUUUUUUUUCACGUAAAGUGGAGGGCUGAAGCAUCCCCCCACGCGGUGGGGAGGGGGGGUCAACGGUCCCUGGAAUAUACGCACGUGAUAUUCACAAUGUCAAGGCAAGAGGAACCAGUAACUCCAUUUAGGAGCUGAAUCAAUCAUUUUCGGGCCCUGGUAUUACAUGUACUUUUCCGAAUGAAGUGGAACGACGGGAAAUAGUUUUUUUUUAUCAAAUAAAUUUCUGAUCAGAUAUUCCUCCUUUUUAAUUUUUUUAAAAUUAUAAACAAUAUCGAUGCUGGUCACUAUGAUAGAUAUCACUCAAGCGAAUUAUAUUAUGUGUUUUUUUCUUUAAACAAUAUGCGAAUGCACUAGAAACCUAACCAUUGAAUGAUGGUGUUUGAUUUUGACCUUAAAUUAGCCAUGUAUUUUAGAUUAAAACAAACGUUGAGAGUUAAAUGCAUUAUAAUUAUUUAUUUUCAAAACUAUUUAAAUUCAUGUUGCAGUUUAUAUUAUUUUGUGCUAUAACCGGAUAAGAACCAUUAAGAUCAUAUUGCAUGAUAUUAAUCUGGAUUCAAGUUUGAGCAUUGAGAUCGCCUCGAAUACAAAUUCAUCUUUGGAUAACUGUAGUAAGAUGUCUUUCCCAUAUUCGGUUUUUAGUGUAUAAGCCAUAAAAAAAUAAAUCGUAUUUUAGCUUUAAAAAAUAUAUAUAUACCGGAUAAUGCAUCCCGAAAUGUUGUUUGAGGAAGUAAGAACAUUAUUUUAUGCUUUCGUUUGAAAAUUCGUCUUUGAAAUUGAUAAUACCAUCACUGCCAAUGCUAUAACCAUUAUUUUAAAGCGAAGUGGCUUCUUUUAACCUGUAAGUUUUUCAAUAAACCUAACGAAGUCCUAAUAUAACGAGA
Messenger RNA from Lytechinus pictus (painted urchin), 3052 nucleotides. RefSeq names its product agrin-like. The transcript is spliced from 9 exons. The record is from RefSeq and is a predicted model, not a curated record. The coding region runs from base 534 to 1829 and encodes 431 amino acids. Lineage: Eukaryota; Metazoa; Echinodermata; Echinoidea; Temnopleuroida; Toxopneustidae. Gene Ontology annotation, molecular function: protein binding.